GGCUUGUAUUUAAUACGCGCAAUUUAAGCGCCAUUUUGUUUACGUUUUUGUAUUGAAUACAAUAAUACAAAAAACAUUAGCAAUGGAUUUCAAUCAGAGCACAUACAACUUGGAGUUUUUUAACUUCACGCCAGAACAGAUAGCUGCUGAAAGGGACAGUCUAGUUCUAGCGCUCAUCGGCCGAGCUGUAAAGACGACGAUACAGAAAAUUGAAACACCAGCAACAACGGCCUUACUGGACCAAAGUAAGGAUGCUGUCAUCAGCUUAAUGAUGCAAGCCUGUCAGUCAAAGCUUGAUAGCCUGCGUGAGAUGGAUAAAGUUUAUUUUGAAGUACCCCCGCAUGUGCUGCAGAUCAAAGACUUUGAGCUGGAACAGCGGUUCACCAGUGAAGAGGAAGAGGCAAAGGCUGCACAGGUCAAAGAGCUGAAGCUGCGUUAUCGUCAGAAUUUGGCUAUGCUGGCUGAGCUGAAGGCAGAAGAGGAUAAGUACAAAGACAUAGAACCGCUCGUGCAACAGGAACUGGAGAUGCAUAAGCAAAUUUAUGCUGCUUGUGCGAACUCCGACAUCAAAAAGAUAUACGAAUUCGCAAUGCGUGUGGCUAAAGAUCAUAAACACUUGUAGGUUGUAUCAUUCUUUCUA
Molecule: messenger RNA, 640 nt
Organism: Drosophila navojoa
Lineage: Eukaryota; Metazoa; Arthropoda; Insecta; Diptera; Drosophilidae
Gene: Mis12
Product: kinetochore protein mis12
Source: RefSeq, a predicted model, not a curated record